AUGAAGAUACGUUUUCUUUAUCUCCAACUUGUCCUCCUUAGCCUGGUGAUUUGGGGGAAGCAAAUGGAAUUCCUCUUUCAAACGUAUGCACUCACUAACACUUUCAGGCGAGACAAAGUCCAGUGCUACCUUAAUGCAAGACAGGCAAUCCAAGUUUUUAACUUGAUGGGGACAGCCUGCAGGAAUAAAGACAACAUCUCCAAGUUAAUUUUGCAGUUUCAGUUUCAGAGUUGUAAUAGUAACAAGUUAUUAGAAGCAGCACGUCAAGAAGAUUCUGAUGUGGAGAGGAAUGAAAAUGGUAAUUAUAAGAUUUUUAGUAAACUGCAUGACUUGGAGUUCUUGGAGCUUGCCAAGAAGAUAUGGGGUGCUGAAGAUGAUAUGGCUAAUGCUUGUCCAGUUUGUCUUGGAAUAUGCAACUGUAAAUCUAGUUGCACCAUUGAAAGACUUGAAAAAUUUAAACUUGGAAGUGUACCUCCUGCAGGCGUACAAAUAGAAAAUUCUAGAUGCCUUGCAGAUAAGUGCAUGCUCUUUGACAAUUGCAGAACUUCUAUUUUCGAUUAUAACAGAAGUUGCUCAAACUGUUCUUCUGAUCUUUGUCUUGUCUGUUGCUGGGAGAUUUGUGUUGUCCACUUGCAAGGGGGUGGGCCUGAUGUUGUUAUUGAGUAUGUUGAUAGAGGAUUUGAUUAUUUGCAUGGUGUACAAGGGAAACGAAAAUGUGAAUUGCCAACUGAUUUACCUAAAAAGACUGGCUCUGUCGGUUUUAUGGGGCUGAAGUCUGGAUAG
Molecule: messenger RNA, 783 nt
Organism: Dovyalis caffra
Lineage: Eukaryota; Viridiplantae; Streptophyta; Magnoliopsida; Malpighiales; Salicaceae
Source: the annotation of a GenBank genome assembly